Messenger RNA from Marchantia polymorpha subsp. ruderalis, 4061 nucleotides. NCBI's taxonomy places the organism in Eukaryota, Viridiplantae, Streptophyta, Marchantiopsida, Marchantiales, Marchantiaceae. The record is from the annotation of a GenBank genome assembly.
GACCCUUGAGGAGGGUUAGAGCACGGGAAGAGCAAGCGUUGGCGAGAGAAUCUGGAACAGAGCCUUUCGAGUUUCAGCCUGUUCAGGUCGCUGCUGCUCCUGCUGAACUGCACGUUGCGGGCAGGCGAUCUGGGCGACGUGGCCUAAAGGUUGUGUUGCGAAACAUCGGUUCACAACUGUACGACGACCCGACAGUCUGUUCUCGCCGGAUGCAUCGUCGUCAACCACAGCGCCAACAGCAGCGGCACAUAAUGCGAAGGCUGCACGUCAAUAAGCUAAUAAUUGUGUCGUUUCGAUCAUAGUGAUGUGCAUACUUGGCAGCCAGGUCCGGCAGGCGGUGCCUGCUAUCAAUCUUCGAUCGAUCGAUCGAGCCUGACAAGGCCGAUGGUCGAAUCUCAAGCAAAUGGCCGACUGAAGUGCUCUGAGGUAUUCGCCUCGAGGACUUUCGGAACUCUGGUUCUCGGAGCCCGCUUCUUCCCUCUUAGCCCUAAUUAGUUCAUCAUGUCUCCGGCUGGAGGCUUCCGCAUCUGGACUCUUUUUUCUGGAAGGAUGCCUGGUGUCGUCCAGAUGGUGGACGUGGGCACAUGCGUCUGUCUUUGGGGUCUGUCGGCCAAAACCUUCGCAAUCCCUCCAAGAUUAACAGGAUGAAUGACUGGGUCAAGGUGUGCUUGGAAGGAGCAACCAAUUCUAAUCGAAUCCAAACACAGAUCCGACAAUGCACUUGUUUUCCUCUCAAGGAGGGAAGUGGGCUUCGACGUAUGGUGGAAUUCGAAUCAGAAAUAUGGGGACCCCGGUGAAGCGCGAAAUAAUAUUGUGAGAAAGGAAAGAAAACCUUCACCUCGCUGAAGUCAAUAUUGCGUCGUAAUCUCAGAUAAAGUUCUCCAAUUCUCUCGCAAUCAAUCCACCAGCCAGCCGCAGUUGCUUAUAAUAGAGCGGAAUUGGUAUCGACAUUGCAAAUGGAGGUCUCGAGCAGGAGAGCGAGACUGAUCAGAUAUGAUUAUGCUGCACGGCUCCAUUCGGACCGGACCACCGGGUCGAGUUCACUUGACCGAGGUUGAGAAACUCUUUAUAAUGCUACAUGUCCCUCAUUUGCAACUAUAGUUCGGACGACAAGUGAAGUGAAGCCAGAUGCUUGACCAUGCGCGUGCCCUGGUGUCGAUGAUUCCCAAGUUUCGAUUGCCCACAGAAAGACUGUCACAAGAAACGAACGCUGCAUUAUUUAAGACGGACAGUGGAAAUCCUCGAAUGCAAUGUACGGUGCGGUGGGCUAAUAAAGGUUAGGCCUGGUGUCCCCCCUACCAGUUCAGAAGCACCGAACGCUCUUCAACCUGCUUGACAGCCUGCGAAAUGUUGGUGAUGCGUUAAUGCCUCACUGCUUCAACUACGUUUGAUUGUGCAAGUGCGGGAGGUGAGCGGUUGUACAAAAAUGUAGUGUCUUUGCAUUUCAGCCAGAGCACGGGACGAGUGCAGGAGCUGCUUGACUGGUAGGCUGGCUGGCUGGAGGACAUUCUCCUAGAAGAGGAAGAUUGUGGUGGAAGUACCCGUGCACAGAGUGGAGUCUCCUCCCCGACUUCAGGAGAGCAUCGAUCUGAGAGAAGGCUGUAUGAAGCCCAUCGCAGCCUUCGUGAGGACGGCAGACUGAUGAGUGGCUUUGUGAUAUGAGUGCUAGCUUCUGCUAAAUCAGUAAACUUUGGGCAUAUUAAGACUCUGCACUGCAAGAAAGUUGCGAUGGCUGUAGCAACGAUCGUGCCAUUCAACCUUAAGUUGCAUUCUGCUCAGCUCAAUGGCACUGGACCUUUCAGAAGCAGCUCCAAUUCCUUGAGAAAUCUUUUCAGCAGCAGUAGCGACCGAUUUUUCGGUCGCACGGACCAAAUAUGGAAACUGAUCAAGACUUGCAGUGCGACUGCGUAUGUCAGCUCGACCUCCAAGUCUUGCAAUUGCAGAUGGACGACGAGCAAGAGCUCGAAUGGAAGUCCAGUUGUGGCCGUGGCUGGAAAGCACAACAGGAGGGUGAACAAAGCAGCGACAACGUCCCUGCUGUAUGACAUUGCAAAGGAGAUAGCUGCACAGGCAUCUCUGUCGACGGAUUCAGAAGUCAGAUCCAAAGUGGACCCCAAGUCUGUUGCAUGCAUGAUACUGGGAGGCGAAGCAGGAUCUAGGCUAUUCCCUCUCACAAAAAGAAGGGCGAAGUCUGCUGUACCCAUGGGGGGAGCCUACAGGCUAAUCGACAUUCAGAUGAGCAAUUGUAUCAAUAGUGGCAUUAACAAAGUGUACGUUCUGACGCAGUUCAAUUCUGCCUCUCUGAAUCGGCAUAUAUCUCGUACAUACAACAGCGUCACGUGCCGAGAUGGAUUCGUGGAAGUUUUGGCAGCCACUCAGACGCUCGGAGACAAGCGUUGGUUUAUGGGGACGGCUGAUGCUGUUCGUCGAUUCUCGUGGAUUUUUGAUAAUGUCAGAAGCGAGGCCGUAGAACACGUCCUCGUUCUCUCUGGUGAUCAUUUGUACCGCAUGAAUUACAUGGACUUGGUGCAAAGUCACCAUAAUAGUGGUGCUGAUAUUACAGUGUCUUGCGUGCCUCUGUCCAUGGAUGACAGUAGCUGCCAAGUUUCUGCCGGUGGCUUGCUGAGACUCGACCAUAAAGGCCGGGUCUUGUCCAUCCAUGACAAAGCUAUGGCUGACAAUGGUUAUGGGCUCAGUAUGCUUUUGGAAUCUGCAGCAGCAGCGGGUUCUGGUUUACCAGAAGGGGCUGCGAAGAACAGUCCGUUUGUGGCAUCCAUGGGGCUCUAUGUUUUCAAAAAGGAUGUUCUGAUCAAGCUUUUGAAGUGGAUCUAUCCUAAUUCUAACGACUUCGCAUCCGAGAUUAUUCCCGCUGCUGCCAAGGAUUUCUACGUUCAAGCCUAUCUGUUUAGGAAUUACUGGCAAGAUGUGGGAAGCAUUGAAUCCUACUUCGAGGCGAAUCUUGCGCUCACCGAAGAGUCGCCAAAGUUUGAAUUUUAUGACGUGUCGAAUCCAAUUUACACGUCUCCUCGUUAUUUGCCUCCGACUACGGUGGAUCAUUGCAGAAUCGUAGAUUCCAUUGUGUCUCAUGGAUGCUUUCUUCGUAGCUGCAGUGUGCAGCAUUCCAUCAUUGGAAUUCGUUCCCGGAUCGAGACUGGAGUGGAGCUGAAAGACGUGGUGAUGAUAGGGGCUGAUGACUACGAGACAGAAGAAGAGAGGAGUCGCCUGCUUGCUAUUGGAAAAGUACCCAUGGGUGUUGGAGAAUACUCCAAGAUCAAGAGGUGUAUCAUUGAUAAAAAUGCCAGGAUUGGCAAGAAUGUCAUUCUCACUAACACAGACGGCGUUCGUGAGGCGGAAAAGCCUUCUGAUGGCAUCUAUAUCCGAUCUGGUAUUAUUAUUGUCUCGGAAAAUGCCCUCAUCAAGGAUGGUAUGGUUAUCUAGAUAACAAGGUGCCGCCAUUUCGUAGGAGAGGUUGUUGAAGACUUAGGGGUUCUGCUUUGCGUAGGCGCUGGACUUGCUUCACAAAGCUAAUAUAGUUUUUUAAGGCUUCAAAGCUCCUACUAAGCACCUGGCACCUGACGUCCAAGGUUGAGAAUCUCAGCUUUCUGUGAUUAUUAUGAUUUCCUUGGUUCUUUUUUCUUCCUCUAGUCUUCACAAAGCUGUCUUAGUUUUUGAAGGCUCAAGAGCUACUGCUAAGCACCCGAAGUCCAAAUGUUGAGGCCUUUUCGCCUCAAAUCUGAAUGGUCUGACAAGCUAGAUCUACUCCAUGAUCACUUCAGAGCUAAGUAAUCUAUUUGAUCUACAGACUAUCUUGUAGCUUGACACACUAUAUUCAUGAAUAUCUCGAUUGCUCUCCACUCUUCAAUUUUGGUCUAUUUUGAUUUAAAAGCUCUCAAGGAGCUGAAUCUCCAGUAGAGUUCCCGUACCUGAUUGAGAUUGUGUACGCACUGCGCAAAACAUUUGAGAAGUGUCGGCGUGGUUAUCAAUUACAUAAUCGUCAGAACGGUCAGGCCCUGAAUUAAUUGAGUUGUGCCUGUGCUCCAUGUAACCGCGUUCCGUUUACG